Messenger RNA from Bombina bombina (fire-bellied toad), 1225 nucleotides. RefSeq names its product retinol dehydrogenase 7. Bases 82 to 1038 code for a protein of 318 amino acids. Gene Ontology annotation, molecular function: oxidoreductase activity. The record is from RefSeq and is a predicted model, not a curated record. The transcript has 6 exons. Lineage: Eukaryota; Metazoa; Chordata; Amphibia; Anura; Bombinatoridae.
CUGAAGAAAUUUUGAGAACAUUAAAAAGGACGGCAUUGGUGGACAAUACGCAGAAAGAUACUAGACGCUGACAGCACCACCAUGUGGCUUCUUUUGCUGGUGGUUUUGACACUGCUCCUGUACAGAUGGUACAGACAAAGUCAGAUACUAGAGAAUCUCUCAGAUAAAUAUGUGCUGAUCACAGGAUGUGACUCUGGCUUUGGGAACUUAGCAGCGAAACAGCUGGAUCGCCGUGGUCUAAAGGUGCUGGCUGCUUGUCUGACUGAGAAAGGUGCUGAGGAGCUGAAGAAGGAGACGUCCAGCAGACUGCAGACAGUGAUCCUGGAUGUUACUGACAGUCAGAGAGUAAAGUCUGUUGCUAAGUGGGUAGCUGAAAUUGUUGGAGAUAAAGGGCUCUGGGGUCUGUUGAACAAUGCAGGAACUGGGAUGCCAGGUGCACCUAAUGAGUGGUGGAAAAAAGACGAUUUUACCAGAGUGUUGAAUGUUAACCUGCUGGGACCAGUGGAUGUGACCCUUAAUAUUCUGCCCCUAAUCAGAAAAGCUCAAGGACGUAUUGUCAACGUAUCCAGCAUUGUAGGAAGGGUGACAAUCUGCGGGGGAGGAUACUGCAUCUCUAAGUACGGAGUUGAGGCGUUUUCAGACAGUCUAAGACGUGAACUGAAACCAUUUGGGGUUAAAGUCUCUAUUAUUGAGCCUGGGUAUUUCCAAACCCAGCUUAAUGACUUGCAGCGUAUGAAGAAUGACCUGAAGAACAUCUGGACUAAUGUGUCUGAAGAAGUGCAUCAGAGCUAUGGACGACAAUACUUUGAGGACUAUGUGGCUGAUAUGGAGAAAACAUUUUUGUCUCUAAGCAACACGGACCUCACUCCUGUGACAAACUGCAUGGUGCACGCUCUGACUGCAGUUAAUCCUUACACGCGUUACUCAGCGGGAUGGGAUGCCAAACUUUUUUUUAUUCCUAUUUCCUAUGUCCCCACUUUCCUGGCAGAUUACCUGAUGACCCGAACAGCUCCAAGACCAGCUAAUGUAGCUCACUAACAACGUAAUCAGUUCUGGUUAUUAGCUGUGCUAUAAGAAAUGUCUCUGUUCUAUGGAAAUAUAAUACAGUUCAUGUAAUUAGUUUUUUGUUUUAAUGUACUUCAUCAUUUUUGUUUACUUGAUAAACCUGUACAAAAGCCCCUUCUCAGAAGGAAUUUGGGGAUAUUAAAAGCACCUUUUCCAUGUU